UUUUCAACCAUUCUGGGCGCCUUUUGGCCAACGAGUCGAGGCUUGUUCUAUGCACCAUUGUGAACGAGCGUCAGUCUCUGUCAUCCCCCGCGCUCUUUAACCCCCUGCUCUGACUUACUACUGAUGUGAAUCUGAUCACUUUCUAAAGUUAGUCCAGCUACACAGCCACGCUGCUCCAUCUUCUUACACCAACUCACGAAGCGACUCAAUGUCACAUCCCUCACCCAGUCUCCGUCAAGAUGGAGGCUCGCAACCCGCUGACAGAGGAUGAUUUUGAAGAAUUCGACCUUUUCGACGACGAACAGCAAUCCCACGUCAAACGGCCCGAGCCUGUGCAACGUCCUACAUACCCCUCAACCUGGAAUGAGGUUGAUGAGGCUCUCAAGGAUGCAAACCCAAAGACUUUUGCAGAGGAGAAGAUCUAUAUUGAGAACUUUGGCCUACAGCACGACUUUGGACUCAAUGCUCGGUGGAACAGUCCCGCGGCUGAUGCUCGCGGUCCGACGCUGAACAAGGCGCGCUCCCUUGUCUUGGACACAGGUCGUCCAAUUCCCGUUCCCGAGAGACUUGAGCGCCGGCGCGCCGAUUUGGAGAAGAACCGUCCUUCAGCCCCAUCUGAGCAAGAUCAGAUGGCUGCAGACCAACGCCGGCUCAUGCACCAGCACAUACUACCAUUUUCGAAGUCGCCAGAGCACGCAGAGUGGGCCAAGACCCUCUCUGUCAUCGCUGACCUAGACCCAAGUGGUGCGUACAUGGACAUCAAGUGGGCCAAGGAGAAUUGUGGCGAAUUGGGAAACCAAAGUGCAAGCCAACUCAAGAAGGCGACAGCAGAUUACGUUGCCUGGUUGAAGCUCUACACUGGCUUCUUGUCGAAGACUCUGCGGCUGAGGACCAUGCUCCGCGAGGCAACGACACCACCGUUGGCGGCAGUCGACGAGGCUGCCACCUUCACCCUGCCACGACUCCUGAACACCAAGCUUUUCUCUAUCCGACCAUUGGUGCAAGGCCUCGCCAUCCCCGAUGUCCCGAAUAUCUUCCGAGACCUCGACUUUGAAGACUUGCUCAGUCCAGCAGCUGGACAUACGGAACAGUCUGUCAUUACCGGGCUCAAGUUGACCAAGUUCGACAACACCGUACUCCACAUUUCCAUCGAGCAGCUGCUGCUGGGCGACUUCCAGCCAUACCUAAUAUUCUUGGCGCAGGAAAAGCGCAAGGCUGAUGUUGAACUCGAAGCCGAGAGCAAACGUCAGAAACUAGACCUGCCUCGCAUUGACGACUACAAUCUCGCCAAAGAUUACGUGCGCAAUAACUCACAAUCUCGAGCCCUGCCUCGUUUUGGUAUAGACAUGAUCCCAAGAUUUGUGAGAGUGCCGGGCCAUCUAUUUAAGCUGCCUGAGGAUCAAAGCGCGCAGGAACGCCUACCACUCUCGGUCCUCCGCCGUCAAUUCACCGAGUACCAGUGGAUUCUAGCGCUGAAUAUGGGCCAGUACACAAUCCUUGAGUUGGUCAACAAGGGCCUCCUUAAUCCUGACAACAUCAGGUACCUUGUCGAUGCUGAAGGAGUGCCUCUCACGGCACCAUUUGUUGGUCAGCAAGUCCAGCCACCACCAGCGAGACAGCCAGGCGCCGACCCGGUCUCAGAUAUAGUCAUGAAGCGCCCGAUUGACUUUGGGGACAUUAUUCUCCCCGUUGAAAGAGUCUAUGAUGUCAUCCGUCUCCAUCGCGAGCUGUUUGACCUGACAGACGCAAAGGAGCACGAGCAAUACGCGCGAGAUGCUGGUUGGGUAAAUCCGCGUACGCCCGAAGGCGCAUCACAGCUGAAAGCAUUGGGUUGGGCCCAGGUCCCGACGGCUGACUCGUACAGGAGUACGACGAUCUAUACAUUGACGCUCGCCAACAUCCGUACACGAACCCUGCAAUUCGCUGCUAGGAACCAUCGCAACUUCGUCAGCCGAAUCCAGGCAGAGGAUUCUUUCGCGAGAGCAAUUGAUGGUAUCCUCAAAAGCACCCCGGCAAUGGAACCGUUGUCAACGCUUUUCACCCGGCCGCUGCUUCGCGAUGCAUCUCAGCCGAGUUCAGAGCUGAGCGCAUCCCCCGCCUCCCCUGUAGAGCUGUUUCUCAGAGCCGAGGCAUUUCUCAAAGACCUAUGCACUCUCUACGGGGGAGUCAACCGCUGGGUCGAGUACAUGCUGCAGCUCUCACAGCGUGGAAGCGCAAGCGUUGCUCCCAGACCUGUAGAUGAAGAUCUCUCCCACUUCUUCGCUCAGGUUUUUGGAUGGGAUGCUUUGAAGAAGCUGCCCUCCGAGACCCAAGCUGUCUUGAGGUCGCGCUUGAAGGAUGCGACGUUUUCGUCGAUGCCCGACAUCCUCAUUGCCUAUCUUCGCAACAUCCACAAGACCUUCUUUAGUCUAUCUGUCAUUGUGGAGAGGUUUGGGAAGUAUUAUCUUCCUGCUUCAGCGAGACCAUGGGCUGCGUCGUCAGAAGCCAGAAGAGAUAUCUGCAAUGACUGGAGACGAUUCCUCCUGGACCGGGCAAUGAAGCGGCCUAUUGGUAUCGUGGCUGAAAAGAUCAGAGCCGAGCCGCACAACCGCUCCGGAGACGUAGAUGUCACUGGAAAUUUCACUUCGCGCCACUUGGCUCCAUACUGGGCGACAGAGGUGGCUCUGGCCGCGCAUGAGGAGUUAUCCUAUGGCGGAGAGACCUGGAUUCAGCUCGAAGUCGACUUAGGUUGGCAGAAACUCGAUGGAGAGGAUGGCUGUGAAGUCAAGGAGAACGGCUACGCCUAUUAUUGAGAGUGGGAUCAUAGCGAAGUCUCGUCUUGUCAGCGUUGUUCACCAUGGGGGAGCAAGUAGCCAAAAUCAGUCAUUUGGCCCAUGCCAAGUACAUACAAUCGAAUACAAGUCAUGGGGAAAGUAUAAUGAAGUCUGAUAGCAAAUGACAAAAUCAGUCUCGUACUUAGUUGGGU
Microdochium trichocladiopsis is the source of this 2965-nucleotide messenger RNA. RefSeq lists its product as uncharacterized. The coding region runs from base 240 to 2792 and encodes 850 amino acids. The transcript has a single exon. The record is from RefSeq and is a predicted model, not a curated record. NCBI's taxonomy places the organism in Eukaryota, Fungi, Ascomycota, Sordariomycetes, Xylariales, Microdochiaceae.